UGCCUUCUCCUAACUUGCUUUCUCCUAAAGUGCCUUCUCCUAAAGUGCCUUCUCCUAAAGUGACUUCUCCUAAAGUGGCUUCUCCUAAAGUGCCUUCUCUAAAAGUGCCUUCUCCUAAAGUGGCUUCUCCUAACUUGCCUUCUCCAAAAGUGCCUUCUCCUAACUUGCCUUCUCCUGAAGUGCCUUCUCCUAAAUGCCUUCUCCUAAAGUUGCCUUCUCCUAAAGUGCCUCCCCCUAAAAUACCUUCUCCUAAAGUGCCUUCUCCUAACUUGCCUUCUCCUAAAAUGCCUUCUCCUAAAGUGUCUUCUCCUAAAGUGCCUUCUCCUAAAGUGCCUUCUCCUAAAGUGUCUUCUACUAAAGUGCCUUCUCCUAAAGUGUCUUCUUCUAAAGUGCCUUCUCCGAAAGUGCCUUCUACUAAAGUGCCUUCUCCUAACUUGCCUUCUCCUAAAUUGCCUUCUCCUAUAGUGCCUUCUCCUAAAGUGCCUUCUCCUAAAUGCCUUCUCCUAAAUUUGCCUUCUCCUAAAGUGCCUUCUCUUAAAGUGCCUUCUUCUAAAGUGCCUUCUCCUAAAGUGCCUUCUCCCAACUUGCCUUCUCCUAAAGUACUUUCUCCUAAAGUACUUUCUCCUAAAGUACUUUCUCCUAAAGUACUUUCUCCUAAAGUACUUUCUCCUAAAGUACUUUCUCCUAAAGUACUUUCUCCUAAAGUGCCUCCUCCUAAAGUACUUUCUCCUAAAGUGCCUCCUCCUAAAGUGCCUUCUCCUAAAGUGCCUCCUCCUAAAGUACUUUCUCCUAAAGUACUUUCUCCUAAAGUACUUUCUCCUAAAGGGCCUCCCCCUAAAGUGUACCCUAUCUCUUCCCCACGUUCAUCCCACGUUAGGUAG
Messenger RNA from Hyalella azteca, 881 nucleotides. RefSeq names its product extensin-like. Lineage: Eukaryota; Metazoa; Arthropoda; Malacostraca; Amphipoda; Hyalellidae. The transcript is spliced from 5 exons. The annotation marks the transcript as partial. The record is from RefSeq and is a predicted model, not a curated record.